AUGGCAAUCCAUAUUUCAAAAACAUGUAACUCUGCCUUCUAUUAUUUGUAUAAUCUGAGACGCAUAAGAAAAUUUCUAUCUGAAGACAACACCAAGACUCUGAUUCAUGCCUUUAUUUCAAGCAGAGACGAUUACUGUAACAGUCUUUUAUAUGGCCUGCCGGAGUAUCAACUCAAUAAGCUACAGCGUGUGCAGAACAUGUGUGCUAGAUUAAUAUGCAAUGAAAGUAAAUAUUGCCACAUUACUCCUUUAUUAGUAGAUUUACAUUGGCUACCUGUAAAGUUCAGAAUUGAAUUUAAAAUCCUGUUGAUUGUUUUUAAUAUUUAUAAGGGCUUAGCACCUUCAUACUUAAGAUUUUUAAUUACUCCUAAGCCUGUAUCUAAUUAUAAUUUAAGAAGUUCUAGCGACAGUACCCUACUUAGUUAUCCGAAUGUUAAGCCCAAGGCAACUCUCGGUGAACGGGCCUUUCUGUUUGCUGCACCUAAGCUAUGGAAUGCUGUGCCAAGAUUUAUUAGGGAAUCCAUUUCAGUUGACACUUUUAAGAGAAAGUUGA
Molecule: messenger RNA, 553 nt
Organism: Porites evermanni
Lineage: Eukaryota; Metazoa; Cnidaria; Anthozoa; Scleractinia; Poritidae
Source: the annotation of a GenBank genome assembly